This is a messenger RNA of Dermatophagoides farinae (American house dust mite), 904 nucleotides long. RefSeq lists its product as uncharacterized. Lineage: Eukaryota; Metazoa; Arthropoda; Arachnida; Sarcoptiformes; Pyroglyphidae. The record is from RefSeq and is a predicted model, not a curated record. Gene Ontology annotation, molecular function: protein binding.
UUUUUUUUAUAUACCAAACAAAUCAUAAAUGUACACACACACACAUAAUAAUAAAAAUUCUCUUUACUUGUUCGAUUGCUAUUGUAUGAAUGUGAUCAGUUUUUUUUUGUUCUGUUUCUGUCAAAAAUGCCACGUCGUUUAAGACGAAGAAAAUCUUCAAUAUCAAUCACAUCAUCAUCCGAUGAUAAUCAACAACAAUCAAUCAACAUUUUUAUUACCAUUGGAUGAACGUGAUGAAUCAUGGACAAUUGGAAAACAAAUAUGGAUGUUCAAUUCGAUUGGUAAUCGAAAACAAUCGGAAAGUUGGCGAUCAAUAAUCAUUCAAAUGUCAUUGAUAAUGGCCACAAUUAUUUUCUGUUUUUACACAUAUUUUUGGUUUGAACAUUUUCAUUAUUAUUUAACACGAUUCUAUGCACAUCAUGUUGAUGAUCAUCAUGCUCAACAUGUGCUGGGACAUAAAUUGAUCCGUAAUCGUUCACAUGCAGAAGCAUUUCAUUGGUUUCGUAAAUCUGCCGAUCAUGGCCAUCCACAUUCGGCAUAUAAUCUGGCUGUUGGUCAUCUAAGUGGAUAUCGUACCGAUGUUAAACAAGGUGAAGUUCGACAAUUGUUACGAUUUGCAGCAAAGAAUGGUGUACAAGAGGCACGUGAAUUGCUUCGUGGUCUUUGUCGUGAGAAACCAAAAUAUUGUGAUUUGUAAUGAAAAAAAAUAAAUUUUGGAAAUGAGUUCAUCUUAUUUACAAGAUACAUUCAAUUACAAUAGAACAUAUAUAGAUGUAGAGUAGAUAAUAAAUGUAAUGGAAAACUAUUAUUAUUAUUUGAUUUUAUCACUAGUAGGUACGGCCUGAUAGAUUCGGCCACAGAAUAAUCCGAAUAAAAAUAUGAAAAGAAUGAUUGUUAAUAGAAA